UAUCCAAUUUCACACAUCCCAACAAGCUCAAUCGUGAUCUUAUGCGUUCUCGGCCUCAAUUCCCUUUCUCUUCUUCAUUGGAUAUAUCUCUACCAACUUCCUUUUUCCAUUCCGCUUGAAUUAUAAGGAGAAUUAUAUAUUGAGUGCAGAAAUUUUGGCCUACACUCCACGACUAUUCUCUUCUUCUUCUUCCAAAUUUGAUUGCGUAAGAAACACGCCAAGGAGCUUCCAGUCCUUCCCCAUCGUGCAUUAUUAACGAAAUAGAGCAAAAACGAUACCAGCAUGGAGUCCGGUGCAAGUGUUAAGCAAAGAAUUGCCAGAAUUUCAGCCCACCUCAACCCUCCAGCCAUUUCCCAGGUGGAGGGAAGUUGUGGGUUGAGAACAGGGAAUUGCAGGGCAAAAGGGGGCUCACCUGGGUUUAAAGUUGCGAUCUUGGGAGCUGCAGGAGGCAUUGGGCAGCCUCUCGUUAUGCUCAUGAAGAUGAAUCCAUUGGUCUCAGUUCUUCAUCUCUAUGAUGUGGUCAACACUCCUGGAGUCACCGCAGAUAUCAGUCACAUGGACACCGGUGCAGUGGUGCGUGGUUUUCUAGGGAAAGAGCAAUUGGAGGAUGCCCUUAUUGGCAUGGACCUUGUGAUCAUUCCUGCUGGGGUUCCUAGGAAACCAGGAAUGACUAGAGAUGAUCUUUUUAAUAUCAAUGCUGGAAUUGUUAAGACUCUAUGUGAAGGAAUUUCAAAGUGCUGUCCGAAAGCCAUUGUCAACUUAAUUAGUAACCCUGUUAACUCCACAGUUCCCAUUGCUGCAGAGGUUUUCAAGAAGGCCGGCAUCUAUGACCCCAGGAAACUUUUGGGAGUGACAAUGCUUGAUGUUGUUAGAUCCAAUACAUUUGUGGCCGAGGUUUUGGGGCUUGAUCCUAGGGAAGUUGAUGUUCCAGUUGUAGGGGGUCAUGCUGGAGCUACAAUUUUACCUCUGCUGUCACAGGUUAAACCUCCUUGCUCUUUUACUGUAGAAGAAACUGAGCAUCUGACUUCUAGAAUUCAGAAUGGUGGAACUGAAGUUGUUGAGGCCAAAGCUGGUGCAGGAUCUGCUACUCUCUCAAUGGCAUAUGCUGCUGUUAAAUUUGCAGAUGCAUGUUUACGGGGGUUGAGAGGAGAUGCUGGUGUUGUCGAGUGUGCAUUUGUGUCAUCUCAGGUGACUGAGCUUCCUUUCUUUGCAACCAGAGUACGGCUUGGUUGUAAUGGGAUUGAGGAGAUAUACCCACUUGGUCCACUAAACGAGUAUGAGAGGGCCGGCUUGGAGAAAGCAAAGAAAGAAUUAGCUGGAAGCAUUGAGAAGGGGAUUUCAUUUGCAACGAAAUGAAACGGCCAACUAAAUUACAUUCUUCAGGAUCGUUAUUACCGUGGUGCCUCUUGUUGUUCAGUCAAGGCCUCGGUUUCUGGAAUAAGUUGUUGAAUCCGAUGUUGUAUCAGAAGUGCAUACAGCCUUGCAGUGUACACAAAUCAGAAAAAUAAGGCAAAGAUUUUGUCCUACCUCGCUCCCUCAUAUUUGUUCCCUCCUACCAUAGAACAUGAAAAUUAAAGGGGGGGAAGUGUGUUCUUUUAAGAUUGAUGGAUGGACUUUUGGUGUACUUCACCGGGGUAAUUGAGAAUGAGCAUGUUAGUAUAGAUCUAAACUUUCUUCAUCUUCAAUAUAUUCUUGGUAACUUCUGAUGGAUUUUCAUCAGU
Coffea arabica (coffee) is the source of this 1721-nucleotide messenger RNA. Its product is annotated as malate dehydrogenase, glyoxysomal-like. Gene Ontology annotation, cellular component: chloroplast; cytoplasm. Gene Ontology annotation, molecular function: L-malate dehydrogenase (NAD+) activity. Gene Ontology annotation, biological process: tricarboxylic acid cycle; malate metabolic process. The record is from RefSeq and is a predicted model, not a curated record. Lineage: Eukaryota; Viridiplantae; Streptophyta; Magnoliopsida; Gentianales; Rubiaceae.